CUAAAAUUAUAAAUAUUAUGUAAUGUAUAUUUUACCACAAUGAAAAAAAAAUUUCAAUGGUAAACUACUUCUAGGUGAUUAGAACAGCAAAAAACUGUUGUAGAAGUGAGUUGAUGAAUUUAGACUGGAGAACAAGAUGGUUGGAGUUGAAGAGAUGAGGGAAGGACGAAGCCAGGAGGUGAAUGGGUCAUCCUGCGGGAACCCUGUGUCCUGACUUUUAUCUAUCCUUAGGAGGCAGUGCCUGUGCCAUUAGCAGGCCCAAUGCAUUGAAUACAUGGAGGAUGCAAACCAAACUGGGAUGAUUCACUUCCACUUCCGCCCCUUCUCCAAACUCCCUGACGUGCAGAUGCUGAUCUUCGUGACCUUCCUGAUUAUGUACCUGGUCAGCAUCAGCGGCAACGUCUCCAUUUCUCUCAUCAUCUGGAUCAACCAUUCUCUCCACACCCCCAUGUACUUCUUCCUGGCCAACUUGGCAGCUCUGGAGGUCUGCUACUCUUCCACCAUUGCCCCUCUGACUCUGGCCAGCAUCCUGUCCCCAGAGAGAACCCUCAUCUCCCUGCCUGGCUGUGGCACCCAGAUGUUCUUCUUCAUCUUCCUGGGUAGCGCUGACUGCAUUCUGCUGGCCAUCAUGGCCUAUGACCGGUUUGUGGCCAUCUGUCACCCUUUGCAUUACACUCUCAUGAUGAGCUGGCGGUUGUGUGUUCAGCUGUCCCUGGGAUCUCUGAUGCUUGGGUUCAUCUUGGCCAUGCAGCUGACUGUGCUCAUCUUCCAACUCCCCUUCUGUAGCAGCAAAGAAGUCAGCCUGUUCUAUUGUGAUGUCCUCCCUGUCAUGAGACUGGCCUGUGCAGAUACUCAUGUCCAUGAGGCCACUCUGUUUGUGGUCAGUGUCACUGUCCUCACCAUCCCCUUCCUGCUGAUCACUCUGUCCUAUGCCUUCAUUGUGUCUGCCAUCCUGAAGAUCCGCCCUGCAGAGGGGAGGCAAAAGGCCUUCUCCACCUGCUCCUCCCACCUGACUGUGGUCGUGCUCCAGUAUGGAUGUGGAAGCCUCAUCUACCUGUGCCCCAGCUCCAGCUACUCUCCGGAGAGGGGCCGGGUAGUGUCUGUGGUUUACACAUUCAUCACCCCUGUGCUGAACCCCUUGAUCUAUAGCAUGAGGAACAGAGAGCUUCAGGAUGCUUUGAAGAGAGCAAUGAUGAGUUUCCUCUUGUCCUAA
Equus caballus (horse) is the source of this 1213-nucleotide messenger RNA. The record is from RefSeq and is a predicted model, not a curated record. NCBI's taxonomy places the organism in Eukaryota, Metazoa, Chordata, Mammalia, Perissodactyla, Equidae.